Molecule: messenger RNA, 1216 nt
Organism: Acaulospora colombiana
Lineage: Eukaryota; Fungi; Glomeromycota; Glomeromycetes; Diversisporales; Acaulosporaceae
Source: the annotation of a GenBank genome assembly
GCGACUCCAAUGUCAACGAUGUAAACAACUUUACGGUCAUGGUUAAUGUGACCAAUACGGGUGACGAGAGCCUCAAGUUAUACAAGGACCCUCGUGGCACCCUGUCUUCAUUCCCAGAGAACACAUUUUCCAUCUCAUCCGUUGACGGUGAGGACCAUCCCGAAUUUGUAGGCGCAAGUGUCAAGUACGGAUUUGAUACCGCUACCGAGUUUGUCACUUUAGAGCCAGGCUCCAGUUUCAUUGCCAACCAUGACUGUAUGUCUCUUUCAUCCUAUCUGGCCCAAUUCGCUCACACCCCCUUAGUAUCCGAGGCAUACAAAUUUUCGAAAGGGGGAGACUACAAAAUUGAGGCGACAAACCUCUUCUUCUACAAAGACGCAUCCGAUUCCCCAGUUUCCAUCUCAGCGUCCGUCUCCGCCCCGCACCAGGCCAAGCUAUCAGGCAAUCUUGUCUCCCGAGCUCUCGUCAAGCGCUCUCUAGAGUACGCGAGCAAAUCUGAGGAGAUGAAACAGCUUGUUCAUCGAGACACCGAAUCAGGUGCCCUGCACCGACGCGUGCAAUACGACACCUGCAGCCCUUCUCAACAAAGCAUGAUAGAUGAAACCCUGCCUUACGUUAUCCCAUAUUUGGACGAUUCAAUUAGCUGGUUAUAUGCGGUAGUUUCAAGUGGGGAUACACGAUAUGAGACAUGGUUUGGGGAAUAUGCAUUAGCUCGGCAGACCAUAGUGUACGACCAUUUUACGGCGAUCCGGCAGGAUGACGUGACAACUUAUCGAUACGUCUGUGAUUGUAGUAGGGACGUUUAUGGUGCGUCGUCUAUUUCAUACAAGUCUACAAGUAUUUUGUUACUGACUGUGAUGAUAGCAUACGUAUAUCGUAACGAACCCAAGAUUGUCUACCUUUGCACGGUCUUUUGGUCUGCUCCGACCACUGGCAAGGAUUCUAAAGCGGGGACAAUCAUCCAUGAGGCCUCUCACUUCACUAUCAACGGCGGAACGGAGGACUUCGUGUAUGGUCAAACGCUUGCAAUGCUGCUCGCCCAGUCGAAUCCAGAUAAUGCGAUUAUGAAUGCAGAUAAUCACGAGGACGAUCCUGUAGUGAGGAGAUGGGUACCAUACAGGCAAAAAUGGACCGGAGAAAUCAUAAGCUUGGACAAAAACGAGAAAGAAGGGAAUAGCUCUAGAGUCCCCGAACAGCGGAAGGCAGACUGGGACCU